GCCAGGUAAAGUAGAAGUAAUUACUGGCGAUUCGGUUCACUGCAAGUCAAGUCUUGCGAUGUAGGUUUAUAAUUUAGAAAGCUGGUGUUUGUGUGUGUCAGUGUUUAUAUAACACGCAAUCCGUCAACAUGGGACGCGCGUGCAGAAAAUUAAAUGUUAUCUGGUGUUCUGGAUUGUUGUUCUUGGUUUUGAUAGUCGCUAAGAUAAAAUGCCAUCCUCAAUGUUUGGAUUCUAGACCACCUUUUAAAGGGGCAGGUUUAACAUUUUGCUCGCAGUAUCAGGACUAUGGAUGCUGUACUAGUCAAGACGAUGUGCAACUGAAAGAAAGAUAUGAUAGAAUACAACAACUUAUUCCUCCGGAAAACCAGCAGAUUUGGACUGAUUGCUCAGAGUAUGCCAAAACUUUCGUCUGUCAAGAAUGCUCUCCUUAUGCUGCUCAUAUUUUUGAUGCCGAACAAACCACCAAAGAUAUUGUCGUUAAACCGAGAGCCUUUCCUGGUCUAUGUAAAAACUACUGCAGCACUUUCUAUCAAAAAUGCAAAGAUUUUGUGAAAUAUUACAUGGAUGAGGCUGGUAGCGGCUAUAUGGAAGAGGCUUUGAGAUUAACCGAAGCUUUAUCAAGUCAGAUGGAAUUUUGUACAAAUGGCACCAAGUUGAUCGAUAAUGACUAUUGCUUUCCGGAGCUACUAACAAACCCAAUACUUAAUGGGAACAUUACGAUUGAAAAAGUAACACAAGAAGGUUGUUUAUGUUUAGAGCCUAUGAGUACUGUUUUUUAUAGAAAUCCUAUUUUUCUGAAGCAUGCAAAUGACAGUUCUAAAAGAAUGUUUGUUGGCGAACAGAUAGGGCUGGUGCAUAUAAUGUACCCAGAUGGUCGUGUAUUGGAGGAACCAUUCUUAGAUUUAACAUAUGAUAUCAAAACAACAAGCUCUAAGGGCGAUGAAAGAGGAAUGCUUGGAAUGGCAUUUCAUCCAAACUAUAUCAAUAAUGGGUUAUUUUACAUUUAUUAUUCAACUCACAUAAGUGAUUAUGAACAGAUUCAGAGCGGAGCAGACCAUAAAAUAAGGAUUGAAGAAUUUAAGGUUCGGGAUGACAAUCCUAACAGUGUUAACACCAGUUACAGCAGAGUCAUCUUGGAGGUCUAUGAACCAUAUUGGAACCAUAACGGGGGAGAGAUUUUGUUUGGAGACGAUGGGUACCUGUAUUUGUUUAUCGGGGACGGAGGGAUGGCUGGAGAUCCGCUCAACUCCGGCCAAGACUUGAAUUCUCUGCUCGGGAAAGUACUGCGUAUAGAUGUGGACAAUGUAGACUAUGUUAGACGUACAGAGUACAGCAUUCCACCAGACAAUCCGUUCGUCAACGACAUAAGGGCUUUGCCUGAAGUUUAUGCAUACGGUGUCCGAAACAUUUGGAGGUGUGGAAAAGACCGAGGGGACCCUAUCACUAAAUUUGGAAAAGGUCGCAUUGUUUGCGGAGAUGUUGGGCAGAGUGCCAGAGAAGAAAUUGAUUUGAUAGAGAAGGGAGCUAACUAUGGGUGGAAGAAAAUGGAGGGUACAGCCCCUUACUGCUCUGCAUGUAAAUAUGCAUCAGGAGGAAAUGUGACAGCCCCCAUCUGGGAUUAUCCACAUUCCUUUGGAAAGUCUGUGACCGGGGGCCAUUUUUAUCGCGGUUGCCAAAGCCCAAAUCUCCAGGGCUACUACAUAUAUGGGGAUUUUAUGAGUGGGCGUCUUUUCCGUCUUCUCCACCAUGCCAACAAUGACACGUGGACAAACAAGGAACUGAAGAUGUGUGCUUCGAAUGUCUGUGUACCCCCUCUCGUCAACGACUACGCCACCAGCAUCAUAUCAUUUGGCGAGGAUGAGGAGGGGGAGGUGUACAUGCUGUCAACCGACUAUGCCUCCACAACUGUUCGUGCCGGAACUGUUUACAAGAUUGUCGACCCCAUCAGACGUGGAAAUCCACAGGACUGCAAAGGAUAUGAUGUCCAGACUCCACCAACAAUAACUACGCCUCAAGAAAACACGCCUCAAAAAACCACAGCUACGGUCAGCCAUGCUCCAUCCACUAUCCCCCCUGUGGCUGCCUCCACUGCUCCUCCACUUUUACCUACUCCAGUCAUGACGACGCCACCGCCUGUAUCCACGACAACGCAGCUUCAGGUGUCCGUGUCAUAUGAGACUAUUUUGAAAAUGAUUCGCCAAUGGAUGGCUAGGAGUCCAAAUUUCGGGACUGGAAGGACUGUUUUCAGAAUCGCUAAUGUAAAACCAUGAGUUUUGGCUUUAUUCAAAAUGCCGAGCAUAGCAUUCGUUUAAAAAUUCAAAAUGAAAUCGGAUUUUUCUUUUAAUAUUAAAUUGUGUUAAUUCCUAUUUUGUUUAAAAUAAACAAAUGUUUAUAACAUGUUACUGUAUUUUUUAUAUUUUUCUUUCUAAAGGUACUAUUUCAGAAAUGAUUUGUCUUGGUCACAUAAACCAAAGGUUUCAGAUUUGUUAGACUUUUACUUAAUCUUCAUUAGUGACUUUAUGUUUUUGAAAGGUAUUAAGUUUGCAACCAAGGGUGGAAUUCGAUAUUGGUCAUAUUUGGAUCGAAGGACAAUGUAGCCAAUCAGAUAGCGUGGUAUUAAUAACCGACCAAUCCAAUGAAUGAAGACAAAGCUGUUUAAUGGAUUGACCUAAGUUGCAUAUUGAAUGCCACCUCUGAAUUUGAUUUGCUAAAUAAACAAUCCGGCAAAUAAAUAAACCAUUCAACUGUAAGGUAUAGCAUACAUUUUUGUAAUAAUUCCUUUUGAAAUGUUGGUUAUAUUUUUCAAAUGUAAAAUACCAAAGUGCCUGUGAUUGAUUUAAUUUCUCUUUAUCAUAAAUGUCAAAGUGUAUUAUCAAAGGUUAAAAUGAUUACACAAAUGUAGAUUGUUUGUCAAACAUUAAACAAAAAAUUAUAGAAAAUGUUUAAAUGAUAACCUUAAUAAUUUUGGUAAUUUAAUUGAGGUGAAUAUUAAAUCAACAUGUUGACAGACUUUUUGUACUUAUAAUUUUGAACAGCCGUGAAUCAGCUGGGAGUUCAAAACACAAUACAUUGUUUAACAUGAAUCAGAAAAUUUAAAACACAAUAAAUUGUUUGACAUGAAUCAGAAAAUUUAAAACACAAUAAAUUGUUUAAGAUGAAUCAGAAAAUUUAAAACACAAAUUGUUUGACAUGAAUCAGAAAAUUUAAAACACAAUAAAUUGUUUAACAUGAAUCAGAAAAUUUAAAACACAAUGAAUUGUUUAACAUGAAUCAGAAAAUUUAAAACACAAUACAUUUUUCAACAUGAAUAAGAAAGUGAUGGUUGGACACAAUAAAGACUGUUACUGUGUUUCAGGACUGUUAAUUAAUCAUACAGGUAGUUUGUCAAACAACACAUUCUACAUUGUAACUAUAAAAUGACAAACAACGCUGUAUAACAGUAAUGUUCUACAAACUAUUUCAUUUUUGUUUGUUUGUUUAUUUAAUUAUUUCUAACGUUAAGUGCUUUAUUAUUUAGUACGAGGUAAAAGGUUUAUCCCUCAAAUUUUAUGUUUGUGAUUCAUUUUUAUGCAUUGAUUUUAAAUAUUAGAAUCAUUUUAUAUGAUUGUGUAAACAAGUUCAACAAAUUUCUACGCAAUAAUAUUUGAUGUCUGACUACAAAUACAUAUCAUUUUACGCAUGUUCAAAACUGUUUUUAUGUCUUGAGUUUGUUGAAUCAGUCCGUCUUCUUGAGUAUUGUAGAUUUUCGAUCUUUGUAUAACACGGCAUGAGUAUUUGUUACAGAUUUGAUUGAAAAUGGGUUAUGUUUUAGAUUAGAAUUGGCAUGUUUAGCAUGGUUUGUUAAGAUCCGAUAAUAAAUCUAAUCAUACCGAG
Messenger RNA from Mya arenaria, 3873 nucleotides. Its product is annotated as HHIP-like protein 1. The coding region runs from base 129 to 2270 and encodes 713 amino acids. The transcript has 9 exons. Lineage: Eukaryota; Metazoa; Mollusca; Bivalvia; Myida; Myidae. The record is from RefSeq and is a predicted model, not a curated record.